Molecule: messenger RNA, 1381 nt
Organism: Dioscorea cayenensis subsp. rotundata (Guinea yam)
Lineage: Eukaryota; Viridiplantae; Streptophyta; Magnoliopsida; Dioscoreales; Dioscoreaceae
Exons: 2
Coding region: 91-1128 (345 amino acids)
Source: RefSeq, a predicted model, not a curated record
AUUAAUACGGUUAACCCCUAUCAAAGUUCUUUCCUGUGGGAUCCAUGGAUCUUUGAUAUCCCAGUUGCUUUCAAACCUACAUUUAUCAAUAUGGAUAUGGAUCUUGUGCAUCUCAGUAUUUCUAAUCUUACUUUAAAUGAUCAAUGGGACUUUUUCUCUCUGAAUGCUCUUUUCGGUCUUGCUUCUGAGGAUCUUCAUCCUCGUUUGCCCAACAUUGACUAUAAUUCUGAUUCUCAUUGGGUUUGGGAUCCUAAAUCUAAUUGUUCUAGAAUUGCAUCGGCUGUUUAUCAUCAUCUUAACCGUCUUAGUUCAUCCUCGGAUGGCUGGAUUGGUUGGCACCUCAUUUGGCUUAUUCCCAUCGCUCCUAGGUUAAAAAAUUUUAUUUGGAUGUGCUUCAAAGGCCGGCUUCCCACCUAUGCAUUCCUAUCUAAUAUGGGCAUUGGUCCUGAUAACCCCUGUGUUCUUUGCAAUCUUCAUCGCGAGACUAUUGACCAUUUAUUUUAUCAUUGCCCUCAUGCUCUUCGUGUCUGGGCUAUGAUAAACUCCUUGGACAAUCAAUGCAUUUCGUUUCCGGAGGAGUUCUCCACUGGUUCUUGGCUAAAAGAUUGCAGUUAUUCACAACAUACUCAGGCUUCUAUCGUCGCUGGCGCCUGGUUCAUUUGGGUCUCUCGUUGUAACAUUAUUUUUAAGAAUCAUUGCCCGAAUCAUUCCUCUGUCGUCCACAAGGCCAUUGCUCAUGUUCGUGAAUUUGAAUGGUGUAUUGCCCAGUCUCAAUUUGUCAAUUCCUCGGAUAUCCUCUUUGCUCUGGAAGUCGCCUUGCAAAUCUCUCUAGACCUCAAUUAUCACAUCAAGCACAUUUUCAGCGAUCAUUUGGAUCUCUUCAAAAUUAUCAUGAACCCGGAUUUGUCGGUCUCUUGGCAAUUUCAUCCUCAAAUCUCCAAUGUUAAAUUCCUGCUAGACAUGUUCGGCUGCCCUAAGUUACACUCCAUUCCUUCUGCGUGGAUGCUUCCUGCUAUUAAUCUUGCUUCCAUUGGUUUUAAUUUUCAUCAUCUUAAUCUCUUCCUUGACGGUAGGGAUUUGCCCUACUGGAUUAUGCGUUCCUUUAAAAAGCUUGGUUUUGUUUUUUAAUUCCCUGUUUUUCUUCUCUCUUGUUUGCUGGUCAGUUUCUGUUGUAUUAGCUUUGCCUUAUCCUUUUAAUGUUAUCAGCUUCUCAGUUGAGAGGUUCUUUUUAAAAAAAAAAAAAAAAUGAGGAGGCAUCCACCCAGGGCACAAGUUAGCCGAUUCAGUGUCCAAGUUCACUCAGGGUUACCCUUCUUCCUCCUGGAGGUUCACAUCUAGUUUUGUUAGCAAUCCAUCCCUAGUGGAUCAACCUAUGCUUGUG